CCUGUUUCCUGGGGGGCCUCCUGGCUCUGCGUCGGUUUAAAAGCAGAAACGCUUCCACGUCUUCCAUUCUUUAAUCGAAAUAAGAUCUGAAAUCCCGUCCGGCGAUCUUAAUCGGGAGAACUUUUCUCAGAUCUAUAUUACAUACGAUUCUCUUCUGAACUAUAUAUCAUCCAUUCAAUCUUUUAGAUGGCAAACAGAGGAACUGCUUCUAAUAACUCGGCACUCAUUUCUAUGAUUGCUGAUGAGGACACUAUAACCGGAUUCCUGCUGGCUGGAGUGGGAAACGUUGAUUUGCGCAGGAACACAAACUACUUAAUUGUCGACUCAAAAACAACUGUAAAAGCAAUUGAAGAUGCAUUUAAAGAUUUUACCGCAAGGGAGGAUAUUGCCAUCGUCUUGAUUAGUCAAUAUGUCGCAAACAUGAUAAGGUUUCUAGUCGAUAGCUACAACAAGCCAGUACCCGCAAUUCUUGAAAUUCCUUCCAAGGACCAUCCAUAUGAUGCACAACACGAUUCGGUUCUUUCACGAGUCAAGUACCUCUUUUCUUCUGAAUCAGUGGCUGGAGACAGGCGGUAGUUCAAUAUGCUUCUUCCGCUUCUUCUGGUUGUUUAUCUGUAUUUAUAAACCUCAAGUGCUAUUCCCAUUUGUAUUCCUAUUGUAAUAAGUAGUCAUCCUUUUUAUUCAUUCGGGAACUGUAACUGCAAUUUGACACAGCCUGUUGUGAGAAAUAUUUCAAAUAAAUUAUUGUGCAAGGCUCAAUGAGAAGUUUCUUCUAUUGUUUGAGUUGGUUUCCG
Papaver somniferum (opium poppy) is the source of this 794-nucleotide messenger RNA. Its product is annotated as V-type proton ATPase subunit F-like. Gene Ontology annotation, biological process: proton transmembrane transport. The coding region runs from base 187 to 576 and encodes 129 amino acids. Gene Ontology annotation, molecular function: proton-transporting ATPase activity, rotational mechanism. Gene Ontology annotation, cellular component: membrane; proton-transporting V-type ATPase, V1 domain. The record is from RefSeq and is a predicted model, not a curated record. The transcript is spliced from 5 exons. Lineage: Eukaryota; Viridiplantae; Streptophyta; Magnoliopsida; Ranunculales; Papaveraceae.